AUGGAACGGUACUACAAAAAAGCAUCAGUUUCACUGUCUGAUAACACUUUACCAUCUAAUAAUACUGAUGAUUUGCCGUGGGAUCCUGCUAAAAGGAAAAAUAUCAAGGAUUAUAAUGCAAAUCAAGUCGAUGAGGUAAGACGCAAAUACCUUCUUAGAGGUCCGUGUCAACCACUUGGUCAUAACUUUGAAAAGAGACUCAUAGGUGGUAAAAUGAGACGAUUUAAUUCAGCUUGGUUUGGUCUGUAUGGUAAUUGGCUAGAGUACAGUGUAUCGGAGGAAAAGGCUUAUUGUUUGUGUUGCUACUUGUUUAGAGAUGAUGCGUAUCCUGGAUUUGUGAGGGGUGGGUUCUCGAAUUGGCAUAAGCCUGAUAGGUUAUCUUUCCAUGUAGGAGAACUUAACAGUUCUCACAAUAAUGCUGUCAAGAAGUGUGAUGAUUUGAUGAAUCAAGGAUUAGCUUUUCGAGGUCAUAGAGAAGGAGAAGAGUCUUCUAACAAAGGAAACUUUUUAGAACUUCUGAAAUACACAGCUGAUCACAAUGAUGUUAUAAAAGUGAAAUCUGUUAUUGAAGAAAUUGACAACGGAGUGUUUGGUCUAUUAGUAGAUGAAUCUGCUGAUGUGUCUGACAAAGAACAGAUGGCUGUUGUUUUUCGAUUUGUUGAUAAGAAAGGAGCAGUCAAAGAAAGGUUUGUUGGAGUUGUCCAUGUGAAAGAGACUUCUUCUUUAUCUUUGAAGCAUGCUAUUGAUGAGUUGUUUGCUAGGUAUGGUCUGAGCUUGAAAAAAGUGAGAGGACAAGGUUAUGACGGAGCUAUUGGUUCUUCUUGCAAACGAAAAGAUAAAGUCCGGGAAAAUUAUCGAGCCGAGAUAAAUGCUGGAAUUGCUAGUGGUGACAUUAACACUGGGAAAGGACGGAAUCAAGAAAUUUCUUUUCGAAGGCCUGGAACUACAAGGUGGGGUUCUCAUUAUAAAACGUUGUUGCGUUUGGUUGGGUUGUUUUCUACUAUUAUUAAAGAAUUCAACGAUCGUUUUACUGAGGUAAACACUGAGCUGCUUAUUUGUAUGGCUUCCUUAAAUCCUAUUGGUGCUUUUCGGGCAUUCGACAAGUCAAAGUUGGUGAAGCUGGCUAAGUUCUAUCCAGAGGACUUCAGUUUUAUGGACUGUUUAUCUCUUGAGCAACAACUUGGUAUUUUUAUCGACAAUGUACGGCAUGAUCAGCGAUUUAAAAAUCUGAAGAGUCUUGGAGAUCUUUCUCUUCUGAUGGUAGAUACGCAAAAGCAUAUUGCACAUCCUUUGGUUUAUAGGCUUUUGAAGUUGGUUUUGACUUUGCCGGUUGCUACUGCAAGUGUUGAAAGAUGCUUCUCUGCAAUGAAGAUAGUAAAGACAGCUCUAAGAAAUCGAAUGGGGGAUGAUCUUUUAAGUGAUUAUCUCAUUUGUUUUAUAGAAAAAGAAUUGCUUGAUGAUGUCGCAAACGAAGAAGUGUUGAUCCGAUUUCAAGCCAUGAGUGAAAGAAGAAUGCUUUUAUAA
This is a messenger RNA of Raphanus sativus (radish), 1524 nucleotides long. RefSeq lists its product as uncharacterized. The transcript is spliced from 6 exons. The coding region runs from base 1 to 1524 and encodes 507 amino acids. Gene Ontology annotation, molecular function: protein dimerization activity. NCBI's taxonomy places the organism in Eukaryota, Viridiplantae, Streptophyta, Magnoliopsida, Brassicales, Brassicaceae. The record is from RefSeq and is a predicted model, not a curated record.